CAUCUUCGACAUUGCCUGGGAAUAUGUUUCUUUGUGUAGUAGUAGUGGAUCCUGUAGCUUGUGGUAAGGCCUUCUGUGGACGGCAAUCCCGAAAUAACCUAUCGCUUAGUUGCACUCACGUUAGCCGGCAAGAUGGGUCGCUUGCCGCAACAAACACACGGGAUAGUACGGAAAGACACUGCAGAACGGAUUUGAUAUAGGAAACGGACCAGUAUUGGAGGAAAACACUAAUAUUUGCAAAUAAUGCUAUGAUGUUUGUUCGACUAUUGGUAUGCGCUGUCGCGCUUGUGUCCUUGUUAGUACUGACAGAUGCCGCUCGCGUUUGCGAGCGGAGCGGCUACUGCUCCAUCGGCAAAACAAGUGGAUAUAUAGGACCGCUAGAUACCGUAGCUCAGCUAAAGGACGCGCUGGCGGCAACAGCUUUCAAACAGGAGCUCAUUGUCUUCACCGAAACCAGGGUUCAUGAUGCAGCGCAGUUCCUGUACCGUUUCCGCAGCGCUGGGUACGAUCAUGUGCUGACAGUCAUGGAAGAGAUGUCGCAGUGCCAGCAGCUUCGGGCCGUGUUCCAGUCUGGGAUGUCUGAAGGGGGCCCUAUAAGCUGUGGCACGUACGCCACCACAGAUUCCAGCGGUGUCUCUUAUCCGUCUAAGUUUGAGUACCUUGGACGACCAGUGGGUCUCACGGCCUGGUGGCGAAAAUGGUUUACUGUGGGUCGAGCCUUGGCCCUGGGCUACAAUGUAAUAUCUGCUGACACGGACGUGCUGGUCCUCGAUGAUUGGUACUGGCGUGCAAAGCAGCCUCCCCUCAGCCAGUACAACAUGCUAUGUCAGAACGAAGUGGGAGUUGGUUUCAACAGCGGCUUUUGCUACUUUCAAAACGUGUCAUCAAAUGGGCCGAUCGUAUGGCUGGUGUUUGAGGCCAUGCACCGAGUGGUGCGCUGGGCAGAGGACGACUCUGUGUUGGUGGCCACUUCGGAUCGCUACAGGCAAAAACCCGACUUGCCGAUUACUGAGCAAUUCAUGCUUGAGGAAUGUGUGCACAGUGCUGUAGUCGGGCGGCCCAUGUUCUUCAAUCUGUUGGCAAUAUACGGCAGAGGUGUUGAGGGCGCUGAGGCUUUCAGGAAGAUGGGUACGACAAGCUUGGAGAUGUUCACCGCAAUCCAGACUUCCGUUUCUGCCGCUUGGGAGAAUUACGUGGAGCAUCCAAUUGAGGGCGAAUUGGCCGAAGCGGUCUGUGAGUACUACAUGGCACCGGUAUGCAACACCUCGGUGGCUGGCAAGGUCCUCAUGUCCGCUGCUAACCUCAAGAUGCCACACAGCGGUGGAAAUUGGCCACCACAAUUCGGCGGGUACCCCUUCAAUCGUAGCAUCGGUCCCCGCACAACUGCCUACCGCCGUGCCUACGCCGAUCUAGGCGUGCCGCUUCCCCCCGACCCGGAGGACCCAGCCACGGAGGCUGCCGCACGGGCAAUCAAGCCCGAGAGGUUCGGCUACCUGGCAGCCCACAGAAGCGGUGAGAACUGCCUGGGGUGCUGGGCCCAGAGCACCUGGUGGGCUGCUGGCCGGCACGGCUGGUGGCACACACACCUGCGACAGCAGCAGCAGGAGACCAACAACAAGAAGACAGCAGCACCAAACAAUGUGGCCCUAGGCCACAUCUGGGCGGGGCUGUUCCCAGGCGAUUCCCAAAAGGACGUGGUGCUCAUGCUGACUGGGCACUACAGCUGGCAGCUGGCGGUCAGGACCGCCAGGGGACGGAGGUACUUCACAAACCAGCACCUCCCACGCAUAUCUCCGCCCCAUGUUGCGCUGCUCCCCGAGGUUCGAAACGUGGUGGCAUUCCAGCCUGGGGUCAUACACGCCGGCAUGAGCAAGGAGCAGUUCAUCAAAGCAGCGCAGGGUCUAGCCCAAGUGGCGGUGACGCUGGGUGCAAUCGCAGCCUGGCCCGCAGUGCCCUGCGACAGUGACUGGGCUUUGAAACCCGAGGUCCGUAACACCAUUCAGCGGCCCAUCACCAAGCACUCCAUCCCCUGGAGCAGAUACCUCGACGUGUUCUUCCAAGUGCAGCCGUUCGGCGACUCCCUGGAGGAGCUGCAGUGCGAGUGGCCGGCCUUUACCAACAUAGACUGUCUGGCGAACAGACAGCCCGCGGGCAAGGAAGUGGGUCACGGCAUGCUGGCAGUGGAGUUCCACCACCUGCGGAAGAAUCACACCCACACGCACGACGACACCGCCCACCUGCUGCAUGCGGGGUCGCAGCAUGGACCUCACAGCGGCGCUAAGCGAGUGGACCCGUCUCCCGCGACUACGCUGUUGCUGGGGAACCCCGCGCCUCCGCUGGCGCCUGCUGGCAACACCGAGCGGCAACCUGUGGAGCACACGGACCUCUUGAGACUCAACGCACAGUCCAUUUUGAUGCGGCAGCAGCGGGAGAGCAUGCCAGUGUUCUGGUUGGAUCGGUUGGUUGAGGUGGUUGGAAUGCAAGGCGAGGCGGCGGAGAUCUACAACCGCUGGUACGGCAAGUGCAGAGCGCUUAGCUACUAUGACGUGCCACCGCAGGACAGAACCCUUUGGUAGUUAGUCGUUGUGUAAUUUUG
Messenger RNA from Astrephomene gubernaculifera, 2596 nucleotides. The record is from the annotation of a GenBank genome assembly. Lineage: Eukaryota; Viridiplantae; Chlorophyta; Chlorophyceae; Chlamydomonadales; Astrephomenaceae.